AUGGUUCACGCAGUGCAAUCCGUCAUGCCAUCGGCGACUUAUGCUUCCACAGGGGACCGUCCCCGGAGAGGCACUUACCAGGACAUUCCUGUCUCCUCGACCUCCCACCCAGAUAACCCCAUCCCGGAAGAACCUCGAGGAGUACGCUCGCUCUCAGUGACUGAUACCAACUUCAAUGUCAUCUCUGAGUCCUCCUCGCAAGGAACUGACUCGACCGUCCACACCCCCACUACCCCUCUGACACCGCCCAACGAGGAUCAAUCGGAAGAGCUUUCAGCGGAAAAGGCCGAUGGUCGCCAACGGAGGCGAGCGUCAACGAUCCUCAUUUCACAGAAUGCCGAUGACAUGAGGAGAGUGUUGGAGAAUGUGGGCACGGCCGGAACUCAGAAGCUGGAAUCCCUGUGCUGCGGCGGGGGUUGCUGCCGGGGACAAGCAUUGCGCACGAUAGAUGGACCGAUCUCAGGCUUCAAUUCGAUUGUGGGACCGGCCAACAACAAGGCAUUUGACAGCUUGAAGCUGAACCUCGAUCUCCUGACCAUGGACAGCGAGCUUUCGAGCAUCGCCGUCCUCCCGGAGAAGACCGUCACCUUCAAGCCAAUCCCCGCAUCGGCAAUCAACAUGUCGCUUGGACCCGCGGAUCACCCACCCGAUUUCGUCCAGCCGCACCCGCCUUACAACGUAUACCGGGCGCCUAUCUUCCACGCCCGGGAGCUCACCGGCCCCGGCGCCGAGAAGCGCACCUACCACUUCGACAUCGAUGUCACCGAUUACCCCGCUGAGAGCGGCAUGGUCGACUUCGUCGUGGGCGGCGCAAUCGGCGUCUGCCCCAAAAACAAAGACUCGGAAGUCGAAGACGUCCUCAACCUCCUCGGCGUCCCGAAAUCCAUGCGCGACAAGAAGAUCCUCAUGCGCACCACCAAGGGCCGCUGGCCCACAAUCUGGGGCGACGACAAGCCCCGUGAACUCAUCACCACACGCCGCGAGGUCCUCAGCUGGUGCGCCGAUAUCCAAUCCUACGCACCCACCAAGCCCCUCUUCCGCCUCCUCGCCGAACACGCGAGCGAGCCCAACGAAAAGAAAAUCCUCUCCUACCUCUCCUCCGCCCAGGGCCAAGGCGCCUUCUUCCUCAACACCCUCAUGCCCCGCUUCUACUCUCUCUCCCAAGACCCCCAGAUCUCCUGCCAAUACAAAGGCUCCGAAUGCCGACGUCUCGUCGAAGUCGCCGUAACAGUCGCCGAAUCCGAUGACUGGCGCGGCGGCUCCCGCACAGGCGUCGGAUCCGGCUACCUGGAGUCUCUCGCGCGCCGCGCCAUCGAAGCCGAAGCCAAGGGCGAGAAAGUAGAUCUCCACAUCCCCAUGUUCAGAGGUCUUAUGGCGAACCCGCUCGCAACGCGCUUUGCCUCCGAUGGUCCCAUGCUCCUGAUCGGCGCGGGCGUCGGCAUCGCUCCGUUCCGCGGCUUCGUGCAGCGCCGUUUGCAGUCCGCCAACUGCGCCAAUAAGGUCUGGGUCCUGCAGGGUGUGCGUGAUUCGCUGCUCGAUGAACUUUACUCUGGCGAGUGGGGCGUGCAUGAGGAUAAGGUGCGGACUGUUGUGCAGAGUCGAAAGGGCGAAAGUCGCUAUGUGCAAGAAGAAGUCCGGCACCAGGCUGAUCUGGUGUGGUUUGUUAUUAACUCGCUUGAUGGUCGGGUGUUCGUUUGCGGCUCUGGCAAGGGAAUGGGUGAAGGCGUGGAGGCGGCGCUUGUUGAAGUUGCUAUGGCGAAGGGAAAUCUCAAUGCUAAGGAGGCUGAUAUGUUCUGGCAACGCAAGAAGGAGGCUGGACAGUAUAUUGCCGAAACUUGGUGA
This is a messenger RNA of Penicillium brevicompactum, 1842 nucleotides long. Its product is annotated as FAD binding domain protein. Gene Ontology annotation, molecular function: [methionine synthase] reductase (NADPH) activity; FMN binding; flavin adenine dinucleotide binding. Gene Ontology annotation, biological process: homocysteine metabolic process. NCBI's taxonomy places the organism in Eukaryota, Fungi, Ascomycota, Eurotiomycetes, Eurotiales, Aspergillaceae. Bases 1 to 1842 code for a protein of 613 amino acids. The transcript is spliced from 4 exons. Gene Ontology annotation, cellular component: cytosol. The record is from RefSeq and is a predicted model, not a curated record.